Vicugna pacos (alpaca) is the source of this 4141-nucleotide messenger RNA. It is a transcript of the gene P2RY4, whose product is annotated as pyrimidinergic receptor P2Y4. Gene Ontology annotation, biological process: transepithelial chloride transport; G protein-coupled receptor signaling pathway. NCBI's taxonomy places the organism in Eukaryota, Metazoa, Chordata, Mammalia, Artiodactyla, Camelidae. Gene Ontology annotation, molecular function: G protein-coupled purinergic nucleotide receptor activity; G protein-coupled UTP receptor activity. The record is from RefSeq and is a predicted model, not a curated record. Gene Ontology annotation, cellular component: plasma membrane.
CGGAGGAAGGCGUCAGAGAUCACUGUGGUACGGAGAGAGAGGGACCAGGGGAGAAAAGUCACUGUGUGGAGAGAUACCCUCUUCAUAGGGAUGCAACUGUUGCAAUGCUAGCAGCCAUUUUGGGUCUGGGCAUCUUCCUACACAGUCCCGAUAGGGCUCUACCCCCUUCAGCCAAGCUGUGAAGGACAGAGUCAGCUGCAGAAGGAGAACAACCUAAACCCACUGACUGCCCUCCUGAGCCCCGGCACUGCCUGCUGCCCCCUAUCCCAAGGGACUGACAGAGGGAGCUCUGGCGGGGUCAGGCUGGCCUAGGCUGCACUCACAUGCAGCCUCUCGACUCCCCCUUGGGCUUCAAGCAUCACCUUCCCUGUUCUCUGCUUUUUUACCACAGGUCAGAGCUAAAGGGCUGGGGAAAUCCAGCCACCCUCACUUCUGCCCUUUCCACUUCUGGGGGGACCAUGACCAGUACAGAGUUCUCACUGCUCACAACCCUAGGCCCUUACCCAGAUCCUGAGGAUGGUGAGGUAGAGCUGGACUGCUGGUUUAAUGAGGAGUUCAAGUUCAUCCUGCUGCCCGUGAGCUAUGCAGUUGUCUUCGCGCUGGGGCUAGGCCUCAAUGUCCCAACCAUCUGGCUCUUCCUCUUUCGCCUCCGACCCUGGGAUGCAACGGCCACCUACAUGUUCCACUUAGCCUUGUCAGACACUCUGUACGUCCUGUCGCUGCCCACCCUCAUCUACUAUUACGCAGCCCGCAACCACUGGCCCUUUGGCACGGGGCUUUGCAAGUUCAUCCGCUUUCUCUUCUAUUGGAACCUCUACUGCAGCAUCCUUUUCCUCACCUGCAUCAGCGUCUACCGCUACCUGGGCAUCUGUCACCCACUGCGGGCUCUCCGCUGGGGCUGCCCGCACCUUGCCAGCCUUCUGUGCCUGGUAGUUUGGUUGGUCGUAGCCGGCUGCCUCGUGCCCAACCUGUUCUUUGUCACAACCAGCCCCAGGGGGGACACCGUCUUGUGCCACGACACCACUCGGCCUGAGGAGUUUGACCACUAUGUGCACUUCAGCUCGGCCAUCAUGGGGCUGCUCUUUGGUGUGCCCUGCCUGGUCACUCUGGUCUGCUAUGGGCUCACGGCCCGGCGCCUGUGUCGGCCCUUGCCCGGGGCUGCCCGGUCGCCGUCUCGCCUGCGUUCUCUGCGCACCAUUGUUGUGGUGCUGACUGUCUUUGCCGUCUGCUUCAUACCCUUCCACAUCACCCGCACCAUUUAUUACUUGGCAAGGCUGUUAGAAGCUGACUGCUGGGUGCUGAACAUUGUCAACGUGGUCUACAAAGUGACUCGGCCCCUGGCCAGUGCCAACAGCUGCCUGGAUCCUGUGCUCUAUUUUCUCACUGGGGACAAGUAUCGACAUCAGCUCCGGCAACUCUGUAGGAGCGGUUGGCCCCAGCCCCCCACGGCUGCCUCCUCCCUGGCGCUCGUGUCCCUGCCUGAGGACAGCAGCUGCAGGUGGACAGCCUCCUCCCAGGACAGUGGCUGCCGUACUCCUCAGACAGAGAGACUGUGACACUGGAAGCUGGGAAGCGAGAGGAAGGGGGCGCGUUCAGGGCAGAGGAGAGGGAAUGUAACAGUGACACUUGAUCUGGUUGCUUCCUCUUUUUGUCCAGGCUCUGGAAAAAGGCCCUCACCCUGAGGUUUAGGGGGAGCCAGAGAAAUCACGGGAGACCCCAUCUUUCCCAAACCCUUCAGUUGCCCUCUCCUAUUUAGCCAAAGGUAGCAGCAGCCACUCUUUUUCCUCUGCUUCUUCUUUGUUUCUGUCCCCUUGCUGGGGCCAGUGGUCCUACCAGGCUGCCAGAAGUGUUCCCCAGUCCUCCGUCUCGUGCCCUUUCCCCCUGUAUCCUUGUAUAGCAUGUGUUCUUUUGGCCAGACCAGAGCAUGCAACUGGAGGGGUGGAGAAGCUGGGAUCAUCUCAGAAUUGGCCUGACUUAUCUGACGGUGAGAGCCAGAAUCAGGAAGUGGGGGUACCAGCAUAUCACAGAUGCCUGGGCUGUGACAUGUGUAGCACCCACACUCACUUCCUGGUUUCCUCUGGAAGACAGGAUGGUCUUGCCUGCCAAGGGGCUGAACAAGUGCCCAGAGAGCCUGUGUGCCAGGGUCCCCACGUGCAGCUGGAGGCAUGGCCCUGUUGAACUGAUGUGUGUAGCCACGAGGUAGAUAGGGAGCCCUGAGUCUUCCCAUUGGGAGGCAACCUUGAGGAGGCUCAGGGGGCAGGACCCAAGCAGAUAAUGGCCUUUGGAAUGGGAAUGGGACUGGCCCUCGUGUAUGAUGUUUGCUGAGAACAUAUUUGACAGUUCUCCCGUACUUAAUGAAAGAAAGUGUUGACGGCUCAGAACAAGAGGGAGGAGCUCUCUAGUCAAUGGCCAUGAGUUCCAUCACCAAGUAGUAGAGCCGGUUCGUGCAGAGAUUGGGGUGGUUACAGGGACCAAGGCCCAGAGCUGGCUCUUCACUGGUCUCUCAGCUUUUUCUAGCUCCUGCCCUAGAUAAAUAAUCAGUUGUGUCACCAGCUCUUUCCGAUCAGCCUUUAGGGCUUCGAGGCCAGGGCUGGGCACUGAGACUGGGCCAGCUUCCCUCAGCUUCCCACCCACUCACUCCCCUCCAGCACCAUCUUAGUGUUUAUGGGCUUCCUGGAGUAGGGGUGGGGUGUGGAACUUGGGGAGCUAACCCCUGAGCCUUGGGAAGUAAGAGUUUUGGGGCAAGCAUUCGUGAGAAGAGUAGGCUUACACUUCCUGGCACCCCUGCUAAAAUCGCUUUCCAGCCCAUUGGUCUCCUGAAUCCCCAGACUUCCUUUUUUUUUUGCCCCACCCUAUCUCUGAUCCCUUUCUUGUCUAUUGAAUUCUAAGAGGUCUGUCUUAGAAAGUGAGUUUAGGACUAGUCUACAGAAAAAAAAAUGACUUCAAUGCCCCUGAGUCCCCUUUUGCAUUCUUUUAAGUGCUCCCUCUUCCUCUCUAAUAUCCAGGCCCCUUCCGCUAGGAGUAAAUGAAUUGGCUUUCUUCUUACUAGUUUCCCAGUCUCAUGGCCACUGCCUCGAUGGUUAUGUACCCUGUUCCUCACCUCCCUUUUAUUCCUGUGACCACAGCCUCCCUGCCACCACAGCCUCCCUGCCUAUCACUUGUCCUACUCAGCAACCCCACCCAAUAAAGCUGCUGUCUUCAUCACACAGUUGACCUGGCCUCGUCCAUUUCUCCAGUCCACUCCCCUAGGCUAAAUUGAGAUUAACUGCCUAGACAUUGUGGUCUGCUACUUUUGGACUGCGUUCCCUCACCGUCUAAGUUUAAACACCUUGACUUUCACUUUGGGCCAGUGUUCUCUCUCCUAGGACUAGAGGGGAUUGUAGAUGAAGACAGAGGGCAAGGUUGGCUUGACCCACUGAAAUUUGAUGUCUUGGAACUUCAUCUAAGCCCUCAUUCCUCUGAGCUUGCCAAGUUCCUAGUGAACAUUCCAGAGCAAUUGUUUUCUGUCUUUUUUACCUUCUCAAGGUCCCAACUCCAUCCUACCUUAGGACCUCUUAAGAGUUACCUUGCCUCCUGAAAAACUGAGAAAAUCUAAUACCUCAACUUCCCUCUGUUUCAUUCACCAUAAGCUACUUUUGUGUCCAUCUUGUCUUUCUCCCUUUCUUCCCUGCAGUCCCCAGAAUAAGAGGUGGUCUUCUUUCCUGUUCAUUUGCUUAUCCCUCUUCAUCAUUUUCAGUCUCUCUUGUAACUGAUUUCAUCCCAUCUUAAAAAAAAAACAAAAACAAAACAAAACAAAACAAAACCCUCACGUAACAAAAAUAAAGCAUUACCACGGAUACCUUGACCCUGCUAGCUCUUCUGGCUGCUACUCUAUCUUAUUCAUUUCACUGUCAAAUUUCUAGUAGGAUUACCAGGAAUCCCAUUUCCUUACCACAAGGUCACCCCUUAACUCUCUGAAUCUGGUUUCCUUCCUACACUUUUCUGUAUCUAGAACACACAUUACCUCAUAAACCAGACCUUUUCUUUGCCCUCAUCCUCUUUGACUUCUCUGCUUCACUUGACCCUACUGUGUAUCUUCUUUAAAACUUCUGGGAGGAGGGGAUAGCUCAUGUGGUAAAGCACAUGCCUAGCAUGCACAAGG